GCCCCUCGCCCCCUUUAAGAGUAAACAGUACAUCGUCUUGCGCUCUCGGUGCUGCGUGGAAAUCGAGCGCGCAGCCUAGACACCAGGUGCAGCAGGAGCUGUCAACAGCCCCGUGAUGCGCUCCCGUCGCUUUGGGGGCACCUGAGAUCAGAGCCCGAGGGCGUCAUGGCCGCGGGCGGUGCCGCCCCAGGUAGGUCAGCCCAGGUGCGGGGCCUGGCGGGCGCUCUCGGAAAAUGGCGGCCUGGGGAAGGAUGAAGGGGGAGGGAGGCAGCGGUUCUGCUUCCGAGGUCAUGUGCCGGGACACGUCUUCUGGGUGCAGGCCUGGCGCGCGCCCGGAGGCGCUGGCGGGACGACCAGCCCAGAUCUUGAGGGAAAUGACACCCCGAUGCCCUCGCUCGGCACUCUGCUACCAUUUCCUUCCGUCUCUGCUCCGCUCAGUGUUUAAAAACGCGCCAGGCGCCCGGCAGGGAGCCGAGGCCGCGGGACUCUUCUGGCCAGGCCGAGCCCUGGGCCCAGCCGCCCUGCUCCGGACACUCCGGACCGCGUCCAGCGCCAGCCGCCAGAGCCGAGCCUGCCGCGGAGCCAGUAAAGUCGGGGCCCGGGCUGGCAGGGCGCGCUUUCUGAGGCGUGGGGGUGCUGCACGUGCGUCCCGCGGCCCCCGCCGAGCCCGGGAGCGGCGGGCGACAGGACCCGCGCCACCCGGAAGGACGCCCUCCGGCGGCAGGCGACUGGGGACUUGGGAGGGGGCGCGGCUUCUACGCGCGCGGGAGCGAGUCCAUGCGGUCCCCUAAUGAGGGGGGGCGACGGUGGCUUUCUAGUGUGUGUGUGACCGAGGCCACCGAAGCUACCCCCUACAUUAGCCCCGCGCGCUGAGUUUGAAAGAUUUACUAAGGCUCCGGAGUUUCCAGUCCCAAAUCCGGUUUUCGGGAAGGGCUUCUAACCCAAAAUUUGAAUCUUGCCUCCCCUCUCAGCCAGGCCAGUGGACCCGUCCAGGAGUGGGGAGGAGCUGGCGGGAAAUUUAGCUCUUGGCAAGUUGCCUGCCUCGGGCUCAUGCUGUGCUCUCUCCAUUGCUUUUUCCAUUCAUUCUCACUCCGCCAUGCCCUGCUCUGAAGAGACCACUGUUGUAUCCCCCAGCAAGCGGGCCCGGCCCGCCGAGGAGGGCGGCAUGCAGCUCCGCUUUGCCCGGCUCUCGGAGCAUGCCACGGCCCCGACCCGGGGGUCCGCACGGGCUGCGGGCUACGACCUGUACAGUGCCUAUGAUUACACAAUACCAUCUAUGGAGAAAGCUGUUGUGAAGACAGACAUUCAGAUAGCUCUUCCUUCUGGGUGUUAUGGAAGAGUAGCUCCGCGUUCUGGCUUGGCUGCCAAACAUUUUAUAGAUGUAGGAGCUGGUGUCAUAGAUGAAGAUUAUAGAGGAAAUGUUGGUGUUGUACUGUUUAAUUUUGGCAAAGAGAACUUUGAAGUCAAAAAAGGUGAUCGGAUUGCACAGCUCAUUUGUGAACGGAUUUUUUAUCCAGAAAUAGAAGAAGUUCAAGUUUUGGAUGACACUGAAAGGGGUUCAGGAGGUUUUGGUUCUACUGGAAAGAAUUAAAAUUUAUGCUGAGAAUAGAAAAUGAGAAGUUGUACCUUUUUCUU
This is a messenger RNA of Microcebus murinus (gray mouse lemur), 1635 nucleotides long. The record is from RefSeq and is a predicted model, not a curated record. NCBI's taxonomy places the organism in Eukaryota, Metazoa, Chordata, Mammalia, Primates, Cheirogaleidae.